AUGAUUAGCAUAGAGUCGUCGGUUUUGUACAACUGUAGUGCAAUGGUACUUCAGCAGAACAUCUCCUUGCUACUGGAGCUGAACAGAAGCGAGUUGGAGAAUUUUUUAGAAGAAGCUUUCAUCAAGUCCACGAAAAGGGAAGUGCUUAGAGACGGGUUCGCCGAAUGUUUGCAACUGGAGCAACAAAGACCAUUUCAUUUACCCUGGUGGCAAAAGUUGUCCUGGACGUUGAUCUUCGCGGUGAUCCUCUUCGUGGCGACCACAGGGAACGCGAUAGUCAUCUGGAUCGUCUUAGCUCACAGGCGGAUGAGAACUGUCACCAACUAUUUUUUGGUCAACCUUUCUUUAGCUGAUCUGAUGAUGACGUUACUCAACGGUGUGUUCAACUUCAUCUUCAUGCUCAAUUCGGAUUGGCCCUUCGGUACAGUAUAUUGUACAGUCAAUAAUUUCGUGGCCAAUGUGUCUGUCGCUUCCAGUGUCUUCACCCUCGUGGCCAUUUCCUUUGAUAGGUACAUGGCAAUCAUGCGACCUCUUCAGCAUCACAUGUCGCGGAAGAGGGCGAUUUCGGUGCUGAUUUUAAUUUGGUUCGCCUCGGCUUUGUUGGCGACCCCUUGUCUGCUGUAUUCCACCACAAUGACCAGGAGCUAUUCGAGCGGACAAACUAGAAUCGUUUGUUACAUGCUGUGGCCAGAUGGACAUUACCUCAGCAGCAUGACGGAGUACAUCUAUAAUCUGGUGUUUCUGGGGGUUACCUACCUCAUCCCCGUGACGGUAAUGGCGGGGUGUUACACGCUGAUGGGCCGAAUGCUAUGGGGCUUGAAGUCGAUAGGAGAACACACGCAACACCAGAAAGAAUCCGUGAAAUCCAAGCGAAAGGUGGUGAAGAUGUUCAUCAUCGUGGUGACAAUAUUCGCCGUGUGUUGGCUCCCUUAUCACGGGUUUUUUAUUUUCGCCUACCAUCACCGGAGGUUUGUCGAAACCAGCUACGUCCAGCACGUCUACCUGAGCUUCUAUUGGCUCGCCAUGUCCAACGCCAUGGUAAAUCCCAUCAUAUACUACUGGAUGAACACCAGAUUUCGGAUGUACUUUCAAAAGGUGAUGUGCUGUUGCGUUGUGGACAUGGAGAGUGCUCGACGUGGACAAUUGCAAAGUUUCCCAGGACUACAUGCAACGGAACUGGGACCAUCGCACUCUGGUCGGGCGAAAUCCAUGUCCAUUCACUGGAGACAUAGCAGUACGGAGAGUCAUGUGCACACCUUGAAGACGAACUCUCAGAACGAAGACCCCCAUCACCGCCAGAACAGCGUGGUUCUCAUGAGCAAACCCAUGUGUGCACGCGAGCGUAUUUGA
Molecule: messenger RNA, 1350 nt
Organism: Orussus abietinus
Lineage: Eukaryota; Metazoa; Arthropoda; Insecta; Hymenoptera; Orussidae
Product: tachykinin-like peptides receptor 86C
Exons: 8
Coding region: 1-1350 (449 amino acids)
Biological process (GO): G protein-coupled receptor signaling pathway
Cellular component (GO): plasma membrane
Molecular function (GO): tachykinin receptor activity
Source: RefSeq, a predicted model, not a curated record